Molecule: messenger RNA, 2925 nt
Organism: Colossoma macropomum (tambaqui)
Lineage: Eukaryota; Metazoa; Chordata; Actinopteri; Characiformes; Serrasalmidae
Gene: cd248b
Product: CD248 molecule, endosialin b
Exons: 1
Coding region: 183-2267 (694 amino acids)
Biological process (GO): cell migration
Cellular component (GO): external side of plasma membrane; extracellular matrix
Molecular function (GO): extracellular matrix protein binding; calcium ion binding; extracellular matrix binding
Source: RefSeq, a predicted model, not a curated record
CCCUCUUCCAAAACAUACGUCCAUGCCCUCCCUCAUCGUCUCUCUGCUGCAGACGGGCUGCAGACAAAAGCCUUUCUAAGCAGAGUGUCCAGAGCUUCAGGCGUGUUCAUGAACAAUUGCAAAAGUUACGGGGAAAGGAGAACUAAAAAUAAGUAAAACAGAGGAGAACUUAAGAGAAUAAGAUGCUGACUGAACAAAGGAGGCACAUAGAUUGGACUCUGAGGAAGAUGUGCUGUGCUGCAUAUCACUAUCUUAUCCUUGCAGUGCUUUUUAUUUACUGGCCUCUGGGGAUUUCUGGACAAAACUUGCAUGAACAGGAUGGCGUGUGCAAUGCCGAGGGAUGCUACUCCAUUCACCUCCAACGCAAGACUUUCCGUGAGUCUUGGAGGAGCUGCAAGGAGAAAGGGGGCAACCUGGCUACAGUGAAGCGACCAGAAGAGGCAACACUGAUCCAUGAGCUGCUCUCUGCUGGAGAACGGCGAGGUCCCAGACCCAGACUUAGGCUAUGGAUUGGUCUCCAGCGGCAGCCUCGCCAGUGCUCUGCCACUCGUCCCCUGAGGGGCUUCACCUGGAUCACAGGGGACCAGGACACACAGUACACCAACUGGCAACGUGAUGACUUACCCAGUGCCUGUACUGCACCUCGCUGUGUGGUAAUUACUUACAACACCGCAGACAAAAGCAGUAGUGACCAGAGCAACUUCAAGUGGCUAGAUGGUUCUUGCAUGCUGGCUGUGGAUGGUUUCUUGUGCCGCUACACUUAUCGAGGGAUGUGUCCAGCCCUGAAGAGUGAAGGGAGAGGCCCUGCGCUCUACACCACCCCCUUCAACCUGCUCAGCACACUGCUCACCCAUAUCCCGUUUGGCUCUGUGGCCACUCUGCCUUGUCCAGAAAGUACCAAAGGAGACCAGUCUGUGCUCUGCAUGCUACAUGAGGACGGAAGUGUAGGAUGGUCCAAGGAUGCACCUCUCUGCUCCGAUGCUCCGAAGGAUUGGUGUGAGCAGGACAAUGGAGGCUGCGAGCACUACUGUGUAAAUGAAGGUUCUCACUAUCACUGUGAGUGCUCAGACAAUUUCAACCUAGGGAAGGAUGGGCAGAGCUGCCUGCCUUUGGACCCAUGCCACAGCGCAGACUGUGAGUUUGACUGUGAACCCAGCUCUGGGGGAUACCGCUGCAAGUGUCCAGAGGGGUACCUCCUCUCGCAGGAUGGUCAAAACUGCCUUGAUAUUGAUGAGUGCUCCCAAAAUCCGUGUCCCCAGAUCUGCGUCAAUGCGCCCGGAACGUUUGAAUGCCGCUGCCAUGAGGGCUACCAGCUGUCUGAGUUUGGAGAGUGUUUGGACGUGGAUGAAUGUAAGGAAGACAGCUGCGAGCAGUCCUGCGAAAACUCCCCUGGAUCCUACACAUGUCUAUGCUAUGAAGGGUUCUCUCCUCUGCCUGAGGAUCCAGACCGCUGUGAAGAUAUUGACGAGUGCCAAAUUUCUGGCACUUGUGAGCAGAUAUGUAAAAACUACAUGGGUGGAUUUGAGUGUCACUGCGAGACAGGCUUCGAGUUGCACCAGGACCAAUAUACAUGUGUGCUCGUUGAUAAAGAAGCCGGGCACUACACAACUGUUGAACCAGCUGAUCCAACAUCCCUCCCUUGGGACGACACUAGCUACACGACUGAUGUGGUGACAGAUGCCAGCACUCUGGAAUGGCUUACUGAUCCACCAAGCAUGGAGUGGCUUCCCAAAGAUUUGGGCUGGUUUACAGACAUACCAGAGGAGAACCAUAUUACCUCACAGGAACCCGGGUGGACAGAGAAGACCACCUAUUCUCUAACAUCAGAUGCUAUGACCUCAAGUACACCUGCUGGUUCAAACAUUGACGAUGAAGCAAAUCUCUGGUCUGACGACAGGAUAUCAGCAGCCAUUGAUGAGACAGUAAAAGGUGACCACAGGAUGUCAACUGCAUCAUCACUUGCACCAAAGAACAAAGGACAUUCUGAUAGGAUCACUCCAUCAACAUCCCAAAUGCUUGAGGGUAGUUUACCAUCUGCUGCCAGCCCAGAACAACUUCCAGGUGGCAAGAAAAAGCAGGACAGAAGCUGGCUGCUAGUGGCACUAUUAGUGCCUCUUUGUGUCUUUAUUGUGGUUAUGCUAGCACUAGGCAUUGUGUACUGCACAAGCUGUGCUGUUGAGCCACGCAACAAAAGUGUGACAGACUGUUACAGCUGGACCACCAACUCCAAACCUGCAAAAUCAAAUUCUGCAAAAUCUCAAGCCUGAGAAUUUUGCAUAAAACAUUAUGACUAUUAAAAAAAAACACAAUGACCCCAAAAAAAGUUUGUCAGUUUCUCAUCAAACACAUUGAUGCCACUUUGGUAUUAUGAAUUCCAAGUUACAGAUGUUGGACAGUUUUUUUGAGACUCAAUUUAACCAAAGGAUGGUUCCAGUUGGAAGCGAAGAGGGACGUCAGAAGUCUUAAUGCAAACACAUUCUCAUCAGUAUUUUACUGUAUUUGUGUAGGUGCUCAUAGAAUAGUACUGUGUUACUCAUAAACCAUAAGUUACAUAAUGCUACAGUCAUUGUUUUCAGAAUUUAUUCUUUGGAAUUGUGCAGCUUACCACAGACAUGAUUUUUUUUUCACAUUUACUAAACUGGACAAACGUGUUGCUGAUGUUAAGUGAUUAUUCAUGUGUUUGCAGCAAACUAGGCUUACGAUUGCUAUGCAUACCCAAAUUGAUCUCAGUGUCCAUUUUUACUGAAUUAUAUGCAUUCAAGAUAGUCAUAUUGCUCAGUUGUGUAUAACGUGACUCACUGAUUGUAGUGUUAAAAAGGAUUUAUGAAAGUCUUUAAGUAAUUUCUAAAUUGUGCAAAUUACUAGCAGUGCCUUUUAAGUAUUUCUUUUGACCCAAAAUAUUGUAAAGCUAUGCACUGUAUGACA